GGUAAGCCAAGGACGAUCUUGCUGCACCUGUACAUGUGCUCACUCUGCUAGACCUGUGUGCUUGUGAUGUGCUCACUCACUGACCCGCACAUAGCAACACAUGACGAACACUUACACGAUUCACAAUAGUUUCCUCUCAGUUGAUACUUAGUAGCUGAGUGUAUUCCAAGAGAGCAACCCAUUCUUGUGUUCAGAAUUAAGAACAAAGAUCAAGAUGGUAUAGUAUACAUGUACCUUUUGAUUUUCACACAACAUUGGAAUGUAUGUAGACCUACAUGUUCACCUGAUGCAAAGCCAGAAGAACACUAAAUGUAGCUAGUUCCUGACCACCGCUCUGACCAUGAGUGAGUAUAAUAUUGCCCGGCUCUACAACCCGGUCAAAAGUUGUGGUGAGUCCACGUGUGACGUCCACUUCUACGAGUUCAUCUACUGUGUCGUCGUCCCUGGGACAGUGGUCCUGUUGUUGGCCUUGAUAUUGGCAAGCAUCAUGUGCUGUAAAUCAAACGCUUGCAAGUGUAAAAAGAAAACUACCACGCAAUCUCAAGCAGAUGAGAUUCAAAUGGAAAAUUAUAAUUCUAUUCGCCGUGCUUCUGCUGGCUUACGUCAGAUGUCACACAACCGCGAAACACCUAUCAUGGGCAGCAGAGCAGGUUCUAUGACGCUGGAUCGACCCAACAGACGAGGAAAUAGGUACAGGGACUCCUGUCAGUCUGCACCUGGAACUUUACAGAGGCAACAUAGAGGUCGACAUUAUGAGCAACUGAAUACGGGAUCUUAUUUUCCUUACGCCAAUGACAAUGAGGAGUUGCUAAUGCACCAAUCAAGACACAGCCAACUCACUGAUGUUGAUGUCCCAUGUACACCACCGCCUCCACCAGCCUACAGUCGACAUUCUGAUGUGUUUUCGGGAGCUGACUUUCUUCCGUCCAACGUUCGUGCUAGUGUAAGAUAUGACGACAGCCCAGGUCAAGACGAGGGCAAACAACUUCUUCUGUAGAACGAUCCAUAGGGCCUGGCCGCCCUGACCUCCGCCUAGGAACUCAAGCAGCUACUUUAAUGCCAUCAAUAAAAAACAAUACAGAAAUGGACACUCGACUGUGUUAUUUGUUUAGCUGGCCAUGAGACUUUUAUGUCAGGCACCACUUUCAAUGUCUCUCAAGAAUUCGAUAUCUAUGAAUCUCCAGAACAAUAUAACUAUGUCCUAAAGCUAAUUCUGCGAGGAAAACAACAACUAACAAGGACAAGGAGACAUAAUGGAUAAAAAUAAACAAAACAAGAAAAUAUGGUGAAACUAAGACUAUACCUAUUUCAUUAGAAUAGUUUACGGCAUUAUUUAUUUGUUAAUACUAUACAUAAUAUAAAUCGACUAUGUGGCAAUAUAAUUCAGUAUUGUGUUCUAUAUACAUUGAUUGUGUUCUGUGUAAAUGUGUUUUGGUAUUGCAUGUAGGUCUGUGAAUUUAUUUGGAAUAAAUAUUUCAUUCAUUAACA
Molecule: messenger RNA, 1488 nt
Organism: Biomphalaria glabrata
Lineage: Eukaryota; Metazoa; Mollusca; Gastropoda; Planorbidae
Exons: 7
Coding region: 341-997 (218 amino acids)
Cellular component (GO): sarcoglycan complex
Source: RefSeq, a predicted model, not a curated record